Molecule: messenger RNA, 2586 nt
Organism: Saccharomyces kudriavzevii IFO 1802
Lineage: Eukaryota; Fungi; Ascomycota; Saccharomycetes; Saccharomycetales; Saccharomycetaceae
Gene: PAH1
Product: phosphatidate phosphatase PAH1
Exons: 1
Coding region: 1-2586 (861 amino acids)
Biological process (GO): fatty acid catabolic process; triglyceride biosynthetic process
Cellular component (GO): nucleus
Molecular function (GO): phosphatidate phosphatase activity
Source: RefSeq, a predicted model, not a curated record
AUGCAGUACGUAGGCAGAGCUCUUGGGUCUGUGUCCAAGACAUGGUCCUCUAUCAAUCCAGCCACGUUAUCAGGUGCUAUAGACGUUAUUGUCGUGGAGCACCCAGACGGAACGCUAUCAUGUUCUCCCUUUCAUGUGAGGUUUGGCAAAUUUCAGAUUCUAAAGCCAUCUCAAAAGAAAGUCCAAGUAUUUAUAAACGAGAAGCUCAGUAACAUGCCGAUGAAACUGAGUGACUCUGGGGAGGCUUAUUUUGUCUUCGAAAUGGGCGACCAAGUUACCGAUGUUCCUGACGAAUUGCUUGUAUCUCCCGUGAUGAGCGCAACAUCAAGCCCCCCUCAGUCACCUGAAACAUCCGUCUUGGAAGGAGGGAUUGUAAGUGAAGGGGAAGGUGUGAGCGAAAAUGAACAUAAAAAGCAGGAAAAGAAAGUUUUAGAAGAACCCGAUUUUUUGGAUAUCAACGAAACAGGAAACUUGAUAAGUAAGAAUGAUGAAACUGCAGGACCGCCUACGACUGCGGAAUCCACGACUUCUGAUUCAGUUGAAGGAAGAAAACUUGUCAAACAGCGCACAAAGAAUUUCCAGCAAAAAUUGAACAAGAAACUCACUGAAAUUCAUAUACCCAGUAAACUUGACAACAAUGGCGAUUUACUAUUAGAUACUGAGGGUUACAAGCCAAACAAGAAUAUGAUGCACGAUACUGACAUACAGCUGAAGCAAUUGUUGAAGGACGAGUUUGGUAAUGAUUCAGAUAUUUCCAAUUUCAUUAAGGAGGAUAAAAAUGGUAACAUCAAGAUCGUGAACCCUUACGAGCACAUUGCCGACCUAUCACCUCCGGGUACACCCCAAACAAUGGCGACAAGCGGAUCAGUUUUGGGGUUAGAUGCAAUGGAAUCAGGAACUACCUUAAAUUCGUUGUCUUCUUCUCCGUCCACUUCCGAUACGGAGGAUGACAUGUCGUUUAACAAGGAACAAAGCAGUACCAGUGAAGUCGCUGGCAAAAAGGAUACAGUGAAAAGGGACAACACGGAGAAAAGGUAUAUAAGAACCAUAAGAUUGACCAAUGAGCAGUUGAAGUGUUUAAGUCUAACCUAUGGUGAAAAUGACUUGAAGUUCUCAGUAGACCAUGGAAAAGCUAUUGUCACUUCAAAAUUAUUUGUUUGGAGGUGGGACGUCCCAAUUGUUAUCAGUGAUAUCGAUGGAACCAUCACAAAAUCGGAUGCCUUGGGUCAUGUCUUGGCUAUGAUAGGAAAGGACUGGACACAUCUGGGUGUUGCUAAGUUAUUCAGUGAGAUCUCCAGAAAUGGAUAUAAUAUACUUUAUCUAACGGCAAGAAGUGCCGGGCAAGCUGAUUCGACGAGAAGUUAUUUGCGAUCAAUUGUACAAAAUGGGAGCAAACUACCAAACGGGCCUGUCAUUUUGUCGCCGGAUAGAACAAUGGCAGCGUUAAGGCGGGAGGUAAUACUGAAGAAACCAGAAGUCUUCAAAAUUGCAUGCCUUAACGACAUCAGAUCGUUAUAUUUUGAAGAUAAUGAUAACGAGGUGGACUCGGAGGAAAGAUCGACCCCGUUUUUUGCCGGCUUCGGCAAUAGGAUCACCGAUGCUUUAUCAUAUAGAACAGUAGGAAUACCGAGUUCCCGGAUCUUCACAAUAAAUACGGAAGGUGAGGUUCAUAUGGAACUAUUAGAAUUAGCAGGGUAUAGAAGUUCUUAUAUUCAUAUCAAUGAACUUGUUGACCAUUUCUUUCCGCCAGUUAGCCUUGACAGAAACGAUUUGAGAAGUAAUGCUUCCAUAGUUCCUGGAUCUCCACCUAAUAAAACGUUAGAUAAUGCCGACGUAGAGAACAACCCUGGUUAUAAAACACUAUUUAGGGGAAACCAAGAGGAGAAAUUUACGGAUGUAAAUUUUUGGAGAGAACCUUUAGUCGAUAUUGAUAAUUUGUCGGAUAUCAGCAGAGAUGAUUCUGCGAAUACCGAUGAAGAUACAGAUGUGUCACAGCAAGGUAGCACUAGUAGAAGCAGAACGAACUCUGCCAAAACCUUUAGGGCCAAUAAAAUUCCCCAAGGACGCGCUGACAGCACAAAAAGCAAUGAAGCCUUAGCUGCCUCAUCAGAUGUAGAAGAUGCAUCUGAUUUUAAAGGUUUCCGUAGUAGCUCAAGGUCCACACCCAGUAAAUCAACAAGAUCCAAAGGAGAUAUUGGGAAGCAAAUAUACCUUGAGCUGGGUUCACCACUUGCCUCGCCAAAGAUGAAGUAUUUGGAUGACAUGGAUGAUUAUGAGUAUAACGACGGCAGAUCAAAAUCAAGGAGAGCAUCUUCAGGGGCUGCAACAAGUAUUGAUAAAGAGUUUAUGAAACUAUCCAUGUCCAAGGCUGGUGCUCCAACAAGCGGUGUCUCGAAGAUCAGCGUUUUGGACGACGUACAUUCACGUGAAAAUUCGGAUACCGAAUCACGAAGGGAACAAAGUGAUGAUGAUAUAAAGCGUAAGCGGCUACCCCCCAACUCCAUCAACGAAAAUGAUUUGGAAGCGAGAAUAAGCGAUGAGUUUGACGACGACGACGAAUUCGACGAGGACGAAUUCGAAGACUGA